Ixodes scapularis (black-legged tick) is the source of this 1504-nucleotide messenger RNA. RefSeq names its product lysosomal Pro-X carboxypeptidase-like. Bases 1 to 1482 code for a protein of 493 amino acids. Gene Ontology annotation, biological process: proteolysis. Gene Ontology annotation, molecular function: dipeptidyl-peptidase activity; serine-type exopeptidase activity. The record is from RefSeq and is a predicted model, not a curated record. The transcript has 9 exons. NCBI's taxonomy places the organism in Eukaryota, Metazoa, Arthropoda, Arachnida, Ixodida, Ixodidae.
AUGGCAUCUGUUUUCUGCAACAUCUUUUUGUUCUGCCUUUCACAUUUUUUCUUCGGAGAAUGUGCCGUUCCUCAGGUGACCUACAAAAUGCGAACGUUCAGAACAAAGAUUGAUCAUUUCACGUUCCACAGCAGCGAUACUUUCGUCAUGAGGUACGCAGUCGCAGAUCAGUACUGGGACUUCGACGGCGGACCCAUUUUUUUCUACACGGGAAAUGAAAAUGCAAUUGAAAAUUUUAUCAACCACACUGGCCUAAUGUGGGAGUGGGCCCCCGAAUUCAAGGCUAUGCUCGUUUUUGCCGAACACCGAUUCUACGGAGAGUCCAUGCCAUUUGGAAAUCGUUCAUUGGAGAGCCCGCAUCAUUUAGGUUAUCUGUCAACUGACCAAGUGCUGGCAGAUUACGCGGAUCUGAUUAUCCACCUGAAAGAAUCAGUUCGAGGGGCAUCUGAGAGUCCGGUCAUUUCGUUCGGAGGAUCUUACGGAGGCAUGCUGUCUGCCUGGAUUAGGCUUAGAUACCCGCACCUCGUCUCUGCUUCCUUAGCAAGCAGCGCACCAGUUCACAUGUUCCCGGGGCUCGUGCCGUGCUCGUCACUAAACCGUGUCUUGACCGAAACGUUUCGGAGAGAGUCACCUGUUUGUUCAGCAACAAUCCGAAAGUCCUGGCCAAUCCUUGAGGCCAAGUUUUCAACAGUUGAAGGCCGAAAGUCGAUUCAAGACAAGUUCCACCUUUGCCAAAGUCUCCAGGAGGAGGACUAUGUCACUUUCAGAGACUUCCUGCACGACGUGUACUCCAACAUGGCGCUCGUGAAUUAUGCGGACCCGUCGGUCUUCCUUACACCUCUUCCGGGCUACCCAGUAAAAGAAUCUUGCAAGUUCCUCACUCGGAGCUUCGUGAACGAUGAGGCUAUUGUUGAUGCGGUUUCCCAAGUCGUGAACAUAUUCUUCAACACAACGGGGACGCGCCAGUGCAACGACAUCAACGCCUUUCACGACGUUCUCAACAGCGUCCUGAUCGCCUGGGAUUUCCAGGGCUGCACAGAACUCGUGAUGCCCACGUGCAGCGACGGGCUCACCGACAUGUUCUAUCCGCUCAUCUGGAACGUUACGGAAACGAUUCAAGAUUGUCAGCAGAGAUUCAAUGUCACACCUGACCUCUACAAGGCCGUGAUGACGUACGGUGGCAGGAACAUGGAAUCUGCGUCCAAUAUCAUCUUCAGCAACGGAGAUGCGGAUCCCUGGGCCGGGGUUGGUCUCAUGGAAUCGAUCUCGGACACCGUCGUGGCCAUCGUAAUUCCUGGUGCCGCUCAUCACUACGAUCUCAGAUUUUCCAGCCGGGAAGAACCAUUGGCCGUCAAGGCAGCGAGGAGCCUCGAGAAGAGAUACAUUCGGGACUGGAUAAGAAAACCGAAGCUCGAAGAAGCAAAGGCUCGCGUGCUCGAGAAAGCCACAGAUUCUCAUCGAUUUUUUAAGUAUUUGUUUUAAAGAAAGAGGGAGCGAAACAAAA